Messenger RNA from Ilex paraguariensis (yerba mate), 1997 nucleotides. The record is from the annotation of a GenBank genome assembly. NCBI's taxonomy places the organism in Eukaryota, Viridiplantae, Streptophyta, Magnoliopsida, Aquifoliales, Aquifoliaceae.
GCGCUGAAGACUCGCCUGUGAGCUCUACUCCAAAAGCUUGUGCUGGUUGGUGUAUUGUCAAUUGCGACCAAAUUGUUUGUGUUCUUCAAACCCCAGAUCUUAAUUUUUUCUGGGUUUGACUUAUUUCCCAGAAACUUUCAUUUUUGCACCUUUAGGAGGAAAAGGAAAUGGCUACCCCAACGAGAAUUGGGCUUGCUGGCCUUGCUGUGAUGGGGCAAAAUCUUGCCCUCAACAUAGCUGAUAAAGGAUUUCCUAUAUCUAUUUACAAUCGAACCACUUCAAAAGUUGAUGAGACAAUUGAACGAGCCAAACUGGAAGGAAACCUUCCUGUGUAUGGUUUCCAUGAUCCCGAGUCCUUUGUAAAUUCAAUCCAGAAACCUCGUGUGAUAAUUAUGCUUGUUAAGGCGGGUGCACCUGUCGAUCAGACCAUCAAAACCCUUUCUGUUUACCUGGAGAAAGGUGAUUGUAUUAUUGACGGUGGUAAUGAGUGGUAUGAGAAUACUGAGAGGAGACAGAAAGCCAUGGCUGAGUUGGGUCUGCUUUAUCUUGGAAUGGGGGUUUCAGGUGGUGAAGAGGGUGCUCGGCAUGGACCUUCUUUGAUGCCUGGAGGUUCCUUUGAAGCAUUCAAAUACAUAGAAGAUAUCCUUCUUAAGGUUGCUGCUCAAGUUCCUGACAGUGGCCCUUGUGUUACAUAUGUUGGGAAAGGAGGUUCCGGAAAUUUUGUUAAGAUGGUUCACAAUGGGAUUGAAUAUGGUGAUAUGCAACUGAUUGCAGAGGCUUAUGAUGUACUGAAAUCAGUUGGGGGCCUCUCUAAUGAGGAAUUGCACCAGGUGUUCUCGGAAUGGAACAAGGGGGAGCUUCUGAGCUUCUUGAUUGAGAUCACUGCAGAUAUUUUUGGAAUUAAGGACGAUAAGGGGGAUGGGUAUUUGGUAGAUAAGGUUUUGGACAAAACUGGCAUGAAGGGUACUGGUAAAUGGACGGUUCAGCAGGCUGCUGAUCUAUCUAUAGCAGCUCCAACCAUUGCUUCAUCUUUGGAUUCAAGAUUCCUCAGUGGAUUGAAGGAGGAAAGAGUUAAAGCUGCCAAGGUCUUCAAAUCAAGUGGAGUUGGUGACAUCCUCACUGACCAGGUUGUCAAUAAGGAGAAGUUGAUCGAUGAUGUCAGGAAAGCACUUUAUGCAUCCAAAAUAUGUAGUUAUGCCCAGGGAAUGAAUUUAAUCCGCGCAAAGAGCAUUGAAAAGGGAUGGGAAUUGCAACUUGGGGAGCUUGCUCGGAUUUGGAAAGGUGGUUGCAUUAUUCGCGCUAUAUUUUUGGACCGUAUCAAGAAGGCCUAUGAUAGGAACCCAGAUCUUGCAAACCUUCUUGUGGAUCCAGAGUUUGCAAAGGAGAUGAUUGAGCGACAAUCUGCUUGGCGAAGAGUUGUCUGCCUUGCUAUCAACUCGGGCAUUAGCACUCCAGGUAUGUCUUCUAGUCUUGCUUAUUUUGACACAUACAGGAGGGAAAGCCUACCUGCUAAUUUGGUUCAAGCUCAAAGGGACUAUUUUGGUGCUCAUACUUAUGAGAGGAUUGAUAUACCGGGGUCCUUCCACACUGAAUGGUUCAAGAUUGCUAAACAGUCAAAAAUUUGAUCUUGUUCUCCUGCUGUACCAUUGUUGCCAUACCUAAUAAUGUUCCUUUUAUGUGGGAACAUAUGUAGUUGACUCUGCUAUCUUCCAGUGACGUCAUUUCUCUGGAAUUAUGUUUUUUAGCUCUAUUGAAAAGUGUCUGGAUUCCAUGUUACUUUUGCUGCUUGUGGAAGUGUAAUAGUAGAUCUUGCGGGCUUUUCGUCUUAUAUUAAAAGCAUCUGAUCAUUUAGUCAGAUGAGUCAUCCUAUAUAAUAAGAGUAUGUACGUUUCCAUUGAUCUCAUGGGAGCUUAAUAUUAUACCUUUCGAAAUAUGAAUCUUGAAAUUUCCUUUAUCCUUGUUUUUGUACUGAAUUCUUCUCAAUGCUUCCUCCAUUC